AUAUUACACACUCCACAACCCCCACCCCAACGGAAGUCUCACCUCCCCCCUGUUGCACAGAGAGUGAAGCGACGAGAGAGAGGGCGAAAGAGCGAAUAGAAGAAGAAGAUAGCUGCACCAUGGGCAAUGUGAGCUGUCAGGAGAAGAAGAGAGGAGGAGAGAGGGAGAAGAAAGACGACCGCACGAUCAUCGUCGUCUUGAAGGUCCGCGUGUAUUGUGAGGGAUGCGCCGAUAAGGUGAAGAAAUCCGUCGUGGGAUUCGAAGGGGUGGAACGGGUGAAGGCUGACAUCGGUGCUGGGACGCUGAAGGUGGAUCCAUCGAGGCUCCGCGAUCGUGUGGCGAAGAAAACCCAUAGGAAGGUCGACCUCGUCUCCCCCACCAAUACCCCCAAAAAGGAUGCUAAAAAGAAGGACGACUCCAAAAAGCCCACCGCCGGAAAGGACUCCAACAAAUCCGACAAGAAAAAAUCCAAGGAGCCUGGGGUUUCGACGGUGGUGCUGAAGACUUGCCUUCACUGUGACUGCGAUGCCAAAUGGAUUAAAAAGAAGAUUCGCAAGCUUGAGGGGGUGCAGCAGGUAGUGGCAGACGUGCGGAAGGAUCUGAUAAUGGUGACGGGGACGAUGGACGCCAAGUGGCUGCCUAAGGUGCUAAAGCAAAAGCUGGACCAGGAGGUGGAGGUGAAGGCUGUUGGAAGCUGAGCUUGACUAUUCAAAUUCUGUUAUUGGGAUGAUUAUUUUCAAACUAAAUAUCUCAUUAAAGGCUUCAAUAGUUGCAGACAAAUAAUAUGUUGUUGGAAAGCUGUAUCUGUUUAGUUUCUAAUGUUUAAAAAAAGACAUCAAUUUGAAUUUUUAAUAAAAAGUUAUGCUCAUUUUGGUUAAAAA
This is a messenger RNA of Elaeis guineensis (African oil palm), 881 nucleotides long. Its product is annotated as heavy metal-associated isoprenylated plant protein 3. The record is from RefSeq and is a predicted model, not a curated record. NCBI's taxonomy places the organism in Eukaryota, Viridiplantae, Streptophyta, Magnoliopsida, Arecales, Arecaceae. Gene Ontology annotation, molecular function: metal ion binding.